Nanorana parkeri is the source of this 3139-nucleotide messenger RNA. It is a transcript of the gene SMCR8, whose product is annotated as Smith-Magenis syndrome chromosome region, candidate 8. The record is from RefSeq and is a predicted model, not a curated record. Gene Ontology annotation, molecular function: GTPase activator activity. Gene Ontology annotation, cellular component: guanyl-nucleotide exchange factor complex. The transcript has 2 exons. NCBI's taxonomy places the organism in Eukaryota, Metazoa, Chordata, Amphibia, Anura, Dicroglossidae. Bases 4 to 2793 code for a protein of 929 amino acids.
AGUAUGAUCGGUUCCCCAGACCUGAUGGCUUUCACAAGGGGGGACGAGUAUGAUGAGCCCGCCAUGAGGGUCUCACCCGGGCUGCCGGAGGAGUAUUCGGUGCCCCUCUUCCAGUACUCGGAGGCAGAGAGCAGCCCUUGGUCCCGCCUUUCCGGAGCCAAAUUCAGCCGCGACUUCGUCCUCAUCUCCGAAUUCUCUGAGCAAGUGGGGCCGCAGCCGCUGCUGACCAUCCCCGACGACUCCCGUGUCCGCGGCACCUUUGACCUGAACUACUUCUCCUUGCGUAUCAUGUCUGUGGACUACCAGGCCUCCUUCGUCGGGCACCCACCGGGUUCCUCCUACCCCAAACUCAACUUCGUCGAGGACUCCAAAGUCGUUCUGGGCGAUUCCAAAGAGGGAGCCUUCGCCUACGUCCAUCACCUGACCCUGUACGACCUGGAGGCCCGCGGCUUCGUCCGACCCUUCUGCAUGGCUUACAUUUCCACCGACGAGGAGAAGAUCAUGCAGCAGUACCUGGAGCUCUCUGGGGACUUCUCCAAAGCAUCCGACUGCCUGAAGACGGGCAACCGCAAGGCCUUCGCCAACGAGCUGGAGAAGAAACUCAAAGACUUGGACUAUACCCGGUCGGUGCUGUUGGCGGAGAUGGAGGAUCAGCAGAAGACUGACGACAAGGGCUUUUACACGACUCAGGCCAUCGAGAAGGCCAACGAGUUGGGCAACGUGGAAAAGUCCAUCAUUGAGCACCAGGAUUUGCUGAAGCAGGUCCAGCUGUAUCCCUACCGGCAUCUAAAAGGCGAGGAUUACCAGCCCUACGUGCCGGAAAGCGUCCAUGAUGAAGCGGCAAACGGCACAUCCGAACCGGUGGUAGCUUCUGACCAUGAAGAGAACGACGAUGCUGAAGAAUUUACUCCGGGACCUUCUUACACUCCCAAGUUCAUAAAGGCGAAGUCUUCCAAAUGUUUCGAUAAAAAAUUGAAAACGUUAGAGGAGCUCGUGGACGUUUAUUUCUUCACGCAGACCAUAGACCUGCUGACCGGCAUCGAGAAAAGAUACAGAGGCGACGUCAGCUAUUUGUUGAUGGGCCACCGCGACCGAGCUCUGUUGGAGCAGCAGACUAUAGUCAACUUUUUGUUCGAAGAUGCGUCAGCCUGGGAUUCGAAGCUAGUCGAUCGGCAGUAUUCGGACAACUUGUUGCCCGCUCAGACUAUACCAAGCUCCGGUCAAGAACCUGAAAACCUCAAGCCUUCAGUGAGCUUGGAAUCCUACAAGUCCAGCGUGGAGUCUGUCCAUAUUAAAAUCGAGCAGGAGUUGUUUAACAAUGACGAAGACGGGGAGGUCACCGAGUCAUCCGCCUGUGAUAACCCAGGGAACAUGGACUGUCUCGAUGUGGAUACUAAAGGGAGCAUAAGCAGUGGCGAAAGCAUUGAGGUCUUGCAGACCGAAAAGUCCACCGUGCUGAUCCAUUCGGAGAGCCAGCCGUGCGUGGGGUUCAAUACUAGUCCUCAGCCUCCCAGAAGAAAAGCCGGCAGCAGGCGAACCAUCAGCGAGGACAGCAUAGAAGUCCUCAGCACCUGUCCUUCCGAAACUGUGAUCCCUGAAGAUUUUCGGGCAACGUACCAAAUAGCCAUCAAUGAAGAAGACCCCCUUGUGGAAGAUUUAGAUAGGGAGCAGCAGGUCGAGCGAGGCUCUCCAGAAGCAGAUCCCUUCGAGAAUGACGAAGCCGAGAAUGAUUUGGCUAUGGAGCCUCCAUGUUGCAUCCGGACAGACAGCUCAAGUCCAGAGGAUCAGACUGGAGACCUCGUUCCUGAACAGUUUGAUGACGGCACGGUGGUUAGCACCCCACCACAGCCAUGUAAAAACAUGGGCCAGAACUUUGGUCAGGUGAAGUUCUCAAUUGAUCAUGUAGAAAACGCUUGUAGCGAACCAGUGGCGGCUCCGGAAUCCAGUUACUUGUUGAGCAGCAAAGAUGCCGAGAAAAUCACACUGGACGAGUACUCGGACUCGACCAGUUAUAGAAGUAGCGCGUCAACGUGCUCUGACCGGACGCCUUCCCCGCCUCCUGUCAUCACUGUCACAGACAGGCAGAAGCGGAGAGCUGGCCAAAAUGCGCUAAUGUUCAUCAGACAGUACCCCUUUUCCCAUCCCGCCAUCUAUUCUAUUUUGAGUGGGAGGACUCUUGUGGUCCUGGGUGAGGAGGAGGCCUUCGUGAAAAGACUAGUCACUGCUUUGUCUCUGUUCGUCCCUAACUAUGGACAUGUUGCCAAACCGAUAAAGCCAUGGGUGACGUCGCCUCUACACAUCAUGGAUUUCCAGAAGUGGAAACUGAUUGGGCUUCAGAGAGGGGUCACCUCGUCCGGCUGCAACACCCUCCAUUCUUUGAACCGCUACAGCCGCUACGUCAGCAUCUUGGACGCCGACAACAAAACUCUCCGUUGCCCCGUGUACAGGGGAAGCCUCCUGCCCCGGCUGGCUGACCACCGUACUCAAAUCCGAAAAGGCAUCACCUACUACAUGCACGUACAGAGUAUGCUGAGCCAGCUCAGCGCCAAAGCCUUCAUUUUCACCUUCUGCCAACGAGUCCACCUGGCCACGGAGGAAAAGGAGAGUGAGGAGUCUAUCGCACAGCGUCGGUCUGACUUCCUCCACCAGCGGCUUGGCCUGUCUCAGGAGGACGCUAGAAUAGUAGAAUACCUCUCGGAGCUCCUGAAAAUGCAUUACCUAAGGGAAUCGGGGACGCAGCUCCUUCCUGUGCUCAGGUUCGACUAUAUCCCGAGCUUUUUAUACAAAAUUUGACCGCUGGGGCGGCAAUGUAGAAGUAUAUCCUCCCGGGGAGACUUGUGGAUGUCUAAACGACUCUUGAAGCAUGAUUAUUUUGCACCAUAAGCUGGAACAGAGUUUAUAUAUUUUUUUUCCUUUGGUUGUCCUACUUCAAUGUUGUGUAUUAUUUUUUUGCUGUCUCAGUGCAUCGUACUACUGAGGGCCUGGGCUCGACGCACCCAAAUGGUAUCUGUCGGAGAAACAGUAACUGGAUUCAGGGUCGGCAGAGAAGAUAUCGGGGUUGAGGCCAAGCUUGCUUUUAUUUAUGUCAUAAUCAAUUACAUGUAGGACAAAGGAUCCCGUUUCAAUGUCUGUGCACUAA